CAGCAGUAGUAGUGAAGGUAGUGAUGACAAUAUUUCACCAGAACUCCGGACUACUAUCAUAUUAGCACUUAAUAACUUGGAUGACCAGAAUAGACUAAAUCCAAAAAAGCUAUGGAGAAAG
Molecule: messenger RNA, 121 nt
Organism: Ambispora leptoticha
Lineage: Eukaryota; Fungi; Glomeromycota; Glomeromycetes; Archaeosporales; Ambisporaceae
Source: the annotation of a GenBank genome assembly